Chondrus crispus (carragheen) is the source of this 1140-nucleotide messenger RNA. RefSeq lists its product as hypothetical. Gene Ontology annotation, molecular function: calcium ion binding. Gene Ontology annotation, cellular component: endoplasmic reticulum. The coding region runs from base 1 to 1140 and encodes 379 amino acids. Gene Ontology annotation, biological process: endoplasmic reticulum calcium ion homeostasis. The record is from RefSeq and is a predicted model, not a curated record. Lineage: Eukaryota; Rhodophyta; Florideophyceae; Gigartinales; Gigartinaceae. The transcript has a single exon.
AUGGUCUUCUUGUCAUCGCGGACGGCCACGAAUUCAGCGCAAUGCCUUCUAGUUGCCUCAGCGUGCGUGAUACUGUGUGUCCAGGUGCAAGCCCAAGCGGCAGGAGGCAAGCCAGCUUCAAAGCGCUCUGAAUCACCGCUCAUCGCCGAUGAGAACACUAUGCAGCUGUUCGAGAUGGCCAUGGCCGCUCUGGUGGUCGCCUUCGCCAUCACGUUCAUGUACGGGUCGAUCACGAACAGGUCCUUAGCAAGGAAGGUCGCCAAGCUCAUGGAAGAUCUCCUCACUCUAGAGUUUGCGCAUUCAGGCGUGAGCUCAACCGAGAAGCUUCUCAAGGAUGGGGAGUCGUACUACUGGUAUUACGCCACGGGGCGUCGCUACACUUCUGGCCUCACCGUGUUUAUGGAUUUAGCCAAGAGAAUGGACGUAUUUGCCUACACGUCGGGCUUGUUUUCAACGCCGCAAAAAGAUCGCAUAGUUUUUUACCUGCCUUUGACAGAUGAUUUUGACAUGGAACCGAUGUCUUUGCUACUGGUCAGGAAGAAAGAACUAUUUCGUUUGCGCGAACUAAAAGAGGGAGCCCCGCUCCGAGAGGCUGAGACUGUUGCAGCCAAUGUGCUUGAGCUGAACGGAAUUCCAGUGGACUUCGUGUGCAUGACCGAGCAUUCGGAUGUUGCAACAGCACUGCUACCAGAACGGAUAAGGACGCUAAUCCAGGAGAACGGCAAGUAUAUUAAUUCUAUCCAUGUUGCUGAAAACGGUGCGUCAUGGGAUAGCCAAUGCACUCUCACAAAGAGGCUCAUUCGGGUUGAUUUCUCGCUCCCAGGAAAGUCGAGCCUUCUUCCGGCUGUCCUUCAAGCAAUGUUGCAAAUUUCCAUGCAUCUGGUUGAUGCAGCAGGGGAAGUGAGGCUCACGCCUGUAUCAAAAAAGAAGGCCAUCGAACUGCGAAAGAAGGCUGUGCAGGAAGCAGAGCGCCACAUUCAAAAGAAACGUGCUGAGGAAGCGGCCACCCGACGACUCGAGAAGAAGAAGGAAGAAGAAGACGCGGUGGGGAAAAUGUCCCGCGAGAAGCAGAUGAAGUACGAAGAGAAAAAGCGCAAGAAGGAAAUUAACGCGCGUAUGCGAAAAGCAACCAGGAAAUAG